Messenger RNA from Gastrolobium bilobum, 1598 nucleotides. RefSeq names its product mediator of RNA polymerase II transcription subunit 9. Lineage: Eukaryota; Viridiplantae; Streptophyta; Magnoliopsida; Fabales; Fabaceae. Gene Ontology annotation, cellular component: mediator complex. The coding region runs from base 89 to 628 and encodes 179 amino acids. The record is from RefSeq and is a predicted model, not a curated record. The transcript has 6 exons.
AACUCAUUAGGAGCCAUUACCAAAUUUAUCUGAAAAGGUGUAUCCUUGAACCCUAAUAGUUUAGCAAUCGGAGCAUUAUCGUAGAACGAUGGAUCAUUACUCUUCUCCGGGAGGAAGCUGGACCAUGAUCCCAACCCAUAAUUCCAAUGCACAAACCCAAUCCCAAUCCCAAUCCAACCAAGACCCAAACCUUUAUCUUCAACAACAACAACAACAACAGCAACAACAGUUUCUCCAUCAACAACAACAGCAGCAGCUUUAUCAGCAACAGCGCCUUCUACAACAUCAGCAACAACAACAACAGCAGCAGCAGCAGCAGCAGCAGAACCUUCACCAAUCGCUGGCCUCUCACUACCAUCUCUUACAUUUGGUUGAGAAUUUGGCUGAGGUUAUCGACCAUGGGACCCCGGAUCAGCAGUCAGAGGCAUUGAUCACCGAAUUAAGCAAUCAUUUUGAGAAGUGCCUGCAGCUGUUAAAUUCAAUCUCUGGCUCCAUUAGCACCAAGGCUAUGACAGUUGAGGGACAGAAGAAGAAGCUAGAGGAAAGUGAGCAUUUGCUAAAUCAGCGAAGAGACUUGAUUGACAAUUAUAGAAAAUCUGUGGAGGAGCUUGUUCGGUCUGAACCAUAAGAGCCUGUCUUUUUUCAGAUGGAUAGUAGCUCGGAUUCUUUGGGAGAUGGAUUGAAUAACCAAGGUGUUGAGGUUAAAACUCCAACAUCUCUCUGUCCCCAUGAUAUGCAUCAGCAGAGUUUAAGAAGUGAAGAUUUUAUGCCUGUCAAUACUUCAACAACUGGUUUGACAGAUUCUAGUUGCAUGCUGUCAGGUGCUGUGUAUGCGAUCAUAACCAUCUGGGUUUCAUCGGUUAAGAGGAGGGGUAUACUUGUCACGUUUUCAUCCCCUUUUUUCAUUUAUCCGGUUUUGACACAAAUACCACGUUGUGAGAGGGCUUCAUCAACAGUGCAUUGUUCCUUUUUUACAUGCAUUUCUGAAUAGCUAGGCAACGGUGUUUCAUGGAUAAAUUUCAUAACAUCCUUCUACCAAACGUGGAGAAAUGACAAAGCCACAUGCACUUUGCUGGGAUAAUUUUGAGAACUCCCCAACCAAACACUACCUAAAUGACAAUCUUUUUAAAAUGCAGGGGAGUAAUAUCAUGAUCCUCUUUGUUGAUUUUGAUUCAAUAUUCAUUAUGUAUUUUAGUUAAACUUGAAGCUUUUCUUAACCUUAAGUUUUUAUCAUAUAUUACUGAUCUUGCUGUAGAUGUGCGCUUUAUCCUGGAUGUUGAUAUUGAUAUAUCUAUGACAGGAGUGCAAGGCAGAUUUAAAUCGACGGAAAAAUUUUGUGACUGAUAUUCUCAUCAUUCACUUUUGUUGCCAAUAUUGGAGACGCAGGGCUUGUAGAAAGAGAAAACUUAGGUAAUUUGGAGGAAUAUAAUGUAACUGAUAGAUGAUUUAAAAAUAGUUAGUCCCUGCAUGGUACUUAAGACCAUUUAUCUAUAAUGUUGGAUUAAGAUUUGCCAGUUGUGGAUUUUGCAUUAAAUUUCCAUUUAGAUUGAUUGCAUAAUGUCAUCAUUCAUGGGACAGAAAAUUUCCAUUGUAUGGAU